Sebastes umbrosus (honeycomb rockfish) is the source of this 2921-nucleotide messenger RNA. Its product is annotated as transient receptor potential cation channel subfamily V member 1-like. Gene Ontology annotation, molecular function: protein binding; calcium channel activity. The record is from RefSeq and is a predicted model, not a curated record. NCBI's taxonomy places the organism in Eukaryota, Metazoa, Chordata, Actinopteri, Perciformes, Sebastidae. The coding region runs from base 202 to 2460 and encodes 752 amino acids. Gene Ontology annotation, cellular component: membrane. Gene Ontology annotation, biological process: calcium ion import across plasma membrane. The transcript has 15 exons.
UUUCUAAAGUUGUAAAACUGCUGUCAGGCAGUGACAACAGACAUGCCCUGCCCUCGGGGGAGAGGGAGGAGCGUCACCAAGGUAACAAACUCCUUUAUUAGUUUCUGACCUUUCGAACGCUACACCUCAUCAUAGCUGAUGUGCUACUUGAGGAAGUAAACAUUAUUUUGUCGUACACGAUCAAGACUUGAUUCCUAUAAGAUGGCAACAAAUAAGAUGGACGAUGGACAGGAGCCGGACACAGUGGAACAAGAGAAAGACCCAGAAGAGGACGAGGAGAAUAAUCUGGAUUGGCUCCUCGGAAAUGACUCCAAAUCAGAGAUAAUUCAAGCACCUAUGGACACCAACGUCCACAUGCCUAGACCAGAUGCCACUAUUGACGGCUGUUCCAGUAAAGAGUUCACUAGGGAGAGAGUCUUUAAUGCAGCGUCCCAGGGAGACACAACCCAACUUGAUGGGUUGCUUGACUACCUGAGACUUAAUGAUAAGCAACUUACGAGCCCAGAAUUCACAGAUGAAGCAAAUGGGAAAACGGCGCUCCUGAAAGCUUUGCUGAAACUAAAAGAUGGCAGAAACGACACAGUGGAAGUCUUCCUUGACAUAGCCGAGAAAACCGGAGACUUAGAAAAUUUAAUCAACGCACCUUACACAGAUCCUAGCUACAAAGGUCAGACAGCCCUGCACAUCGCCAUUGAGAGGAGGAGCUUUUACCACGUGGACCUUCUGGUCCAGAAAGGGGCAGACGUGCAAGCCAAAGCCAACGGGAAUUUCUUCCAGCGUCAUAAAGGACUGGGCUUUUAUUUUGGAGAGCUUCCUCUGUCACUGGCUGCCUGCACCAACCAGCCCGAUCUUGUGUCCUUCCUCAUCGAGAACUCCUACAGAAGAGCUGACGUGACUGACAAAGACUCACAAGGAAACACUGUCUUGCACGCCUUGGUGGUCAUAGCAGACAAUACGGAAGACAACACAGCCAUGGUUGCAAAGAUGUACGACGAGAUCCUUAUUCAGCACAACAGACUUGAGAAAGAUGUCCUGUUGGAAGCGAUUGAAAAUAAUAAGGGGAUGACUCCUCUGAAGUUAGCAGCCAAGCUGGGCAAGAUCGGGCUGUUCAAGCACAUGUUACAACGGGAAUUCGUGGGUGAGGAGAUGAGGCCGCUGUCCAGGAAGUUUACAGAAUGGGUCUAUGGACCCGUUCGCUCAUCGCUCUAUGACACGAGCUCCAUCGACACCAUCGAAGACGACUCUGUGUUGGAGAUAGUCGUCUUCGGGACUGAAAUUCCAAAUCGUCCUGAGAUGCUCCAGAUCGAGCCUCUGCGCAGUCUUCUGGAUGAUAAGUGGGACCGGUUUGCUUACAAGUUAUUCUGGAUGAAUUUCGUGGUAUACCUGCUGUACCUGAUCAUCUUCACCUGUGUGGCCUUCUACAGAAAGCGAGGAGUGCCACCGUUUCCCAUUCAAGAUGUCCCGCGGGACUACUUUCGUUGCAUUGGCGAGAUCAUCAGUGUCCUUGGAGCAGUGUGGUUUUUCUUUAAAGCGAUAGUUAUUUUCAAGAGGAACCCCCCAACCUUCAAUUCUCUAUACACGGACGGAUUCUGUGAGAUUCUGUUUUUCCUGCAGGCAAUACUCGUUCUGGUCUGCCCAGUUUUGUACUUCUGUGGGCGGAGAGAAUACGCUGGACUCCUCGUGAUGGCGCUGGCGCUCGCCUGGAUCAACGUUCUUUACUACUCAAGAGGCUCUAAACGAAUGGGGAUGUACGGUGUCAUGAUGGAAAGAAUGGUCCUGGGUGACCUAUUUCACUUUUUAGCCGUCUAUUCGGUCAUGCUUGUUGGAUUUGCUGCUGCUAUUGUGGCUAUCGACGACGACGACUUCAUUCCUCCAGCUCAGCGUCUCAAUACCACCGUUCCAGCUUCCACUGAGGGCAGGAAGCCACGUUACAAUGACCUCCGUUUUACAUUGCAUGAAUUGUUCAAGUUCACCAUUGGAAUGGGAGACCUGGGGUUCACCGACGAUUAUCAGUACAAGGAAGUUUUCUACAUCUUACUUUUCUGGUACAUCGUUCUCACCUACAUCCUGCUGCUCAACAUGCUCAUAGCCUUGAUGGGUCACACGGUCGACAGAAUCUCCAACGAAAACGAAAACAUCUGGAAUCUGCAGAGGGCUUUUACCAUUCUGGACAUGGAGAGGACUCUGCCGAGGUGCCUGAGGACGAAGCUGUUCGCCGGGGCGUCCAAGGUGGUUCUCGGAAAGGACAAGACUCAUAGAUUUUUCAGGGUGGAGGAACUGAAUUGGAAACAAUGGAGGUCAGAUGUUGGUUAUAUCCAGGAUGAAGACCCUGGGGAAAACGAAGUGAUGUCCCCUGCCCCCAUCGUCUCUCCUAGGCGUCUGUGGACCCUAAAUCCGUUCUUGCAGAGACUUCGUGACAGACGUCACCGCCAACGACAGCCAUCCAGCAGCAUGGCCUAGGCUCAGCAGCACAUCAAGAUCCAGAUCCAGUUAACAAUCUGAACACUCAGAUUCAGGUCUCGUGAGCAUUUAUUUGCAGCCACAGUCACAACCAAAUGUUUUUUAUUAUUAUACCACGGCAACUUUUUAUACUAUACCAAUUCUGAAGAAAAACAAUAAUAGUCUGGCCAGUACGUGUAUACAGGUGAUAACAGUGACAGAAUUAUGCCUUUAUGAAACACUAAUGCACUUGUUAUGACUGUUAUUGUUUGUAAAUAGGUCAUGUCUGUAGAAUAUGUCUCGUCUGAUUAAGUGAUUACUAACUUAAAUGAAGGAUAAAUAUGAGGGAUGCACAAUAUGGAUUUUUUUCAGCCGAUACCGAUAAUUACCAUGCUUCUCAUGACCGAUAAGAUAACCGAUAAUUUCACUUUUUUGUAUUUAAAAAAGAAGUUCAUAACCUGUAGUUUAUGACCACCUGAGGG